This is a messenger RNA of Leptosia nina, 1287 nucleotides long. NCBI's taxonomy places the organism in Eukaryota, Metazoa, Arthropoda, Insecta, Lepidoptera, Pieridae. The record is from the annotation of a GenBank genome assembly.
AUGUUGCUUACAGAGGAUAAAGAAAUAGAUCUUUUCGUCGCUAGCCGUAUUGGUUCUUUCAAACACGUAAAAUACCAUACAAAUGCCAGCAAGAAUAGUAAGAAAUGUAUAGAAAACUUAGUGGACAUAAAAUCUUUAAAGAAAGACGAUUCCAUACUACAUAUGGAUUGGGGUGAUGACAAACAAACCGAAAUACUUUUAGCAAGGAAGAAUAGACAGAUAGAAUCAUAUAACACAGAAAAAGGUUUAACAAAAUCAUACACUGCAACUUUUGGCGAGGGAAACAUAAUUGGUGUAGCCAGAUGUGAUAGCAGAAUAAUAGCCGGUGUUGCCAGUGGCGUAGUGCAAAUUUGGUCAGAAAGUGAUAGGGCAAUCGAGAACCCCGAUGUAAUUGAAACAAAAGGGAAACUGGAUUGCCUAAGGGUUUGGCAACACAGUAAUGUUUUUGCUACUGGUGGAGAAGAAAAUGAACUGAAAGUAUGGAAAGUCGGUGAGCCAUCCCCAACGUUCAUAGCUAAAAAUCUACCUCAUGAUUGGUUGCAAUUGAGGCGGCCAGUUUGGGUGUCCGACCUGACAUUUUUGGAAGAGAACCUCUUAGCUGUGUGCUCCCGACAUGGAUAUAUACGUUUAUACGACACACGAGUACAACGCCGGCCCGUGUCUAGCAUAGACACACCUGGCUUGGCUGCGACGUGCAUUACCAACGGAUUUGAGGAGAGACAAGUUUUCGUCGGCUUCGGGCGAGGGCAGUUACACCAAGUGGACUUCAGGAAGUCCCGCCUCGACAAAGGUUACAAGGGCGCGGCCGGAGCGAUAACUAGUGUAGCGCUGUGCGAGCGAGACAGACUGGUCGUCAGCGCAAGUCUGGAUAGGCAUCUACGUGUGCACGAGCGAGAGAGCAAGAACUGUAUUUAUAAGCAAUACUUAACAUCUAAACUGACCGGGGUCCUAGUACAAACGGCGACCUCUACUCCCCUGAAGAAAGCUGAAAGUGAAAUCAAAGUGGAAGAAGAAGAGGAAGUUACAGUUAAAGUCGAUGAGACUGAUGAUUUAGACGAGAUAUUUGACAGUAUGGAGACAAUCAGCGAAAGACCGCGUAAGAAAUUGAACCCGGACCCCUUGGCAACGGGAGAAGCGAAGAAACUUCGGCCCUCGCUAGAGGGCAGCACGGUGGAUACGGACGAAGACGCCAUUUUGAAACUGCUAAAGAGCACAGAAAAGACGAGAAAGAAGAGGGAGAAGUUGAAAAGGGCGAAGAAAGAAAAGAGUCUCUUCUUUAAUGCUUAG